AUGUCGAUGGGUAUAACUCUAGAAGAGAUAUGUCAUUGGAUAUACGUAGGGGCCCGAACUGUCUCGAUGGAGCUAGGUUUGAUAAAAGAUAAGGGUACGAAAAAUUCCAAUGUAGAAACAGUCAAAAGGUGGGAACUUGGCACAAUAGUGGCAAAUGGAGUCGAGGAUCAACCCUCGGAGGACGAGGAUCAACUCAUGGGGAACGAGGAUCAACCCACGGAGGACAAGAACCAACCCAUGGAGGAUGAAGUAUCACCAAAGGAGGUCAACUGCAUUACAGGGAAAGAAGAAGAGAGAAGUAUUACCUCACUGGUACAUUAG
Messenger RNA from Nezara viridula (southern green stink bug), 321 nucleotides. The record is from the annotation of a GenBank genome assembly. Lineage: Eukaryota; Metazoa; Arthropoda; Insecta; Hemiptera; Pentatomidae.